ACAAGUCUUAGUGCUGUUUAAAUCUGCAUCACAAAAAAGCAAGUCGAGACAAAUCGACCUUGAUUUAUGGAGCUGUUUAGCUUCUCUACUCAAGACGACGUGCGUUGCUUCUUGGUGGACGCGCCCUUUACCCAGUGUAGCUAGUCUUUUAAGAGUAACAAUAGACUCCAUGCUUGCAAAAACCAUUGUAGUUGCUUUAGGAGCGCUCAUUAUCGUAGGAGCAUUUAUCGAAUGUUUGGAACAUAGCAAACAGAAGCCAGCAAGGUGCCUUCGAGCCUGCGGCUCGGACGAACAGAAAACUUUGACAAAGCGAGAUCAGACCAGAUUAUCUCCCUCCUGCAAUCAGUGUCUAAGAAGGAGGAAAGACCUUGAAAAACGUCGACGGCGUUCUCUUGGAGGGUGUCCUAGCAGGGCAGAUGAGAGUUCGCCUGCACCUGAAAAACAGCUUGCAUCCAAUGUGGCCGUAAAAUUUGGACAGUAUGAUAACACAGACAACUGGUAUGCAGACGUAUCUUGGAGUCCAAUUAAUGAUUCAAGUGGCUUUUUAAAAGGCUAUUCGGUUCGUUACUUGUCAGUUGACAGUGAAGUACUUUGUACUCAGGUACCAAAGAGCCAAACGUCUCUCAGAAUAAAUUUGUCUCGUUAUGGCUAUAAUCAGGAGGAGCCUAUUCACUUACUGGUUCAAAGCUUCCCAACUAAUAAGACCAGUAUCGGGUUGAUACCAUUCUGGAACGAUAAAAGGUGUCUUAGCAGGGCGGAUGAGAGUUCACCGACACCUGUAAAACAACUUGCAUCCAAUGUGGCCGUAAAAUUUGGACAGUAUGAUAACACAGAGAACUGGUAUGCGGACGUAUCUUGGAGUCCAAUUGAUGAUUCAAGUGGCUUUUUAAAAGGCUAUUCGGUUCGUUACUUGUUUGACAGUGAAGUACUUUGUGAUGAGGUGCCAAAGAGCCAAACGUCUCUCAGAAUAAAUUUAUCCCGUUAUGGCUAUAAUCAGGAGAAGUCUCUUCAUUUACUGGUUGUAAGCUUUCCCACUAAUUUGACCGGCGUUACAAUGCUGUCAUUCUUGAACGAUAAAGCUUCAUCGUCAAUGUCGCCACUACCAUCACAAACUAUAACAUCUGUUGUAUUAACAACGAAAUCAUCAACAGCCGCAAAAGUAUCAACUACCGCAGAAGUAUUAACAUCCGCAAAAGUAUCAGCAACCGUAAAAGGAUCAACAACCGCAAAAGUAUCAACAACCGCAAAAGGAUCAACAACUGCAAAAGUAUCAAAUGCUAGGACAACAACAAACGGGUCUGACAUAACCAUGAAAUAUGUGACCGUUUCUGUUGGUGCUGUAGCUGGUUUCUUGGCAGUUGUAUUGGCUGCUGUCUCCCACAAAAGAUUCAUCAAAAUCUGUGUACAGCACGGGAAAUCCAAAUAUGGCCGUCCAUCUAGUGAUCACGAGCCUGAAAAUCGUGAAGUGUUCAUGAUUUUUAAAAGUGGUGAUGGUAAAUGGGUGGAAGAAAAGGCCGUACCUCUCAUCGAAAAACAGCUUGGAUUAAAGUGCCGAAUACAUUACAAAGACUUCAAAGCUGGUGGUAUUAUUUAUGAUAUGAUGUCGGAGAGCGUUUGCGAAAGUUAUAAAAAUGUAAUAGUUUACUCAAUGAACUUUUUGAAAGGUCGGUAUUGCCAAUUUGAACUGGAUCAAGCAAAACAAAGACUUCUCAGAGAUGAUGACGACAGUUUGGUCGUGAUAAGAAUAGAUGACGUAGAUUUAAGAUUGCUGCCUAAAGAUCUGCAAACAAGAAGUGUGAUCGACUAUUGCACUGAGUGUGAAAGACCUCAUUGGGAAAGAAAACUCACUGAGUUUCUCAAGGCGCCCCACAAAAAUAGGCAUGAAAGCACAAAAAACAAUGAUACUGUAGUAUCCUCGUUAGACGUCGACUCACACAAGGACAUAGUUUUCGUAUAGACAGUUCCAAAUAUAGAGGACAGACGACUUGCAUUAUAUACUGAUUUAUUCAAAUCAAUGGAUUGAAGUACUUCAUGCCAAGGUGCCAAGUGGAUAAGAUCUCUGUACAGUUCUUUCAGUAUCACACAACUGAAACACAAUCCUAGUUGAAAUAGUCACAGUGCUGAUAAGGGAUAGCUGUUUUAGUAUCAUGACUCGAAC
Messenger RNA from Stylophora pistillata, 2158 nucleotides. RefSeq lists its product as uncharacterized. NCBI's taxonomy places the organism in Eukaryota, Metazoa, Cnidaria, Anthozoa, Scleractinia, Pocilloporidae. Gene Ontology annotation, cellular component: plasma membrane. Gene Ontology annotation, biological process: signal transduction. The record is from RefSeq and is a predicted model, not a curated record. Gene Ontology annotation, molecular function: signaling receptor activity.